This is a messenger RNA of Setaria italica (foxtail millet), 2812 nucleotides long. Its product is annotated as L-type lectin-domain containing receptor kinase IV.1. Gene Ontology annotation, biological process: protein phosphorylation. NCBI's taxonomy places the organism in Eukaryota, Viridiplantae, Streptophyta, Magnoliopsida, Poales, Poaceae. The record is from RefSeq and is a predicted model, not a curated record. Gene Ontology annotation, molecular function: ATP binding; carbohydrate binding; protein kinase activity. The transcript has a single exon. Gene Ontology annotation, cellular component: plasma membrane. The coding region runs from base 413 to 2548 and encodes 711 amino acids.
ACUGUUGGAUUUCAAUCCAUGAACAUUCAGAUGUAUGGAAAAGAAAAGAAAAGAAAAGAAGCCCGUAAGCAGUAUAGCUGGCCUAAAAAGAGAUACCAUGCAUGGCUUCAAGGAUGGGUCCGGGAUGUGCACUGCUGGCGCAGAACCCAAACACCAAAACAAGCACACACUUGCCAAACGUCACUCUUCAACACUUGUCGUACAGUAGAUUUCUACCUCUCCCAUCCUUGUCGUGCUGUGAAGAUAUCACCCGCGAGCAGCCAAUCCGAGCGCUCCCCGCUCCCAUCCUGGCCCCUCCUCCGAUGCCGUCCACUUCCACGUCCCUCUCGCCCGGCACGGCGCCGGACCACCAGCUGAUCGAGGCAUCGGCGACGACGCGACCAACCCCUACCCGGGCACCAGUAACCGGGACAUGCCUUUAACACGCUGGGAUCCCACUUCGACAGAAAGAUGUAAGCAAAGCAAACGACGCCUCGUUUCGUUCCAUAUCAUGGAGGCGGCCAUUCUUGCCGUGCUGGUGGCCGUCCUGCUCCUCCUCGCCCGAGGCGGAUCGGCGGCGGCGGGGGCCGGCGCAGCCACCGAGUUCGUGUUCACCGCCGGCUUCGCGCGCCAGAACGUGACGACCAGCGGCGCGGCCGUGGUCACGGCCUCCGGCCUCCUGCAGCUCACCAACGAGACGAACGAGGUGUUCGGGCACGGCUUCUACUCGGCGCCGCUGCGCUUCAAGGACGCCUCCACGGGCGCGCCGCUCUCCUUCUCCACCACCUUCGUGUUCGCCAUCGUGCCGCGGUACCCGGACGCGCACGGCCACGGGAUCGCCUUCGCGCUCGCGCCGUCGCCGGCCGUGGCGGGAGCCGUGGCGGGGAAGAACCUCGGCCUGUUCAACACGUCGGAUAACACGGGGCAGGGGAGGAGCGGGAUCGUCGCCGUCGAGCUCGACACGGCGCGGGACGAUGAGUUCAGGGACAUCGACAAGAACCACGUCGGCAUCGACGUCAACAGCUUGGAGUCCGUGAACUCAACGCCGGCGGCGUACGUCGAUGUCGGCACCGGCAGGCUCGUCAACUUCAGCCUGGUCAGCGGAAACCUCCAGCAGGUGUGGGUCGAGUACGACGGCGCGAGCAUGCGCAUGGAGGUGACGGUGUCGCCGGCCGGCAUGCCCAGGCCGGCUGUCCCGCUCGUGUCGUACACCGUCAACCUCUCGUCGGCCGUGGCCGACGACACUUACGUCGGCUUCUCGGGAGCGAACGGUGCGGCCUCAAGCUCUCACUACGUUCUUGGCUGGAGUUUCCGCCUCGGCGGCGGCCGCGCGCCGGACCUCGACCUCUCCAAACUCCCGCCGCUCCCACCGUCAAGAUCCAAGAAGAUGAUGCCGCUGCUACUGAUCCUCACACUGUUCCUAGUUGCCGUCUUGGUACUACUCCUAGUGUCGGGGGCAGUCGUGGUGCUCGUCAGAAGGCGCCGCCGGAUCGCCGAGGAGGAGGAGGACUGGGAGAUCGAGUACGGCCCUCACCGGAUCCGCUACAAGGACCUGCACGCGGCGACCAGGGGCUUCCGCGACAUCAUCGGCGCCGGCGGCUUCGGCACCGUGUACCACGGCGUGCUCCGGCGGUCGGGCGCCGAGGUCGCCGUCAAGAAGGUGGCCCACGACUCGCGGCAGGGGCUGCGCGAGUUCGUCUCGGAGAUCGCGAGCAUGAGCCGGCUGCGCCACCGCAACCUGGUGCAGCUCCUCGGCUACUGCCGGCGACGGGGCGAGCUGAUGCUCGUCUACGACUACAUGGUCAACGGCAGCCUCGACAAGCACCUGUUCGACGCCGGCAAGCCGGCGGCGCUGAGCUGGGAACGGCGCGCCAAGAUCGUCCGCGACGUCGCCGCCGGGCUGCUGUACCUGCACGAGGGGUGGGAGCAGGUGGUGGUGCACCGCGACAUCAAGUCCGCCAACGUGCUCCUCGACGCCGACAUGAACGGCAGGCUCAGCGACUUCGGCCUGGCGCGGCUGUACGACCACGGCAGCAACCCGCAGACGACGCACGUCAUCGGGACGCUCGGGUACCUCGCGCCGGAGAUGAGCAAGACGGGCAAGGCCACCACGAGCACCGACGUGUUCGCGUUCGGCGCCUUCCUGCUCGAAGUGGCCUGCGGCCGGAGGCCCAUGGAGCGCAACGACGACCUCGACUCGCCGGGGCUCGUCGACCUCGUCCUCGAGCACUGGAAGGCCGGGAGGAUCAUGGACGCCAGGGACCCAAAGAUCGGCGAGGGCGACGAGGCCGAUGUCGAGCUGGUGCUCAAGCUCGGGCUGCUCUGCUCGCACCCGGACCCCCGGUGCCGGCCGAGCAUGAGGCAGGUGGUGCAGAUACUGGAAGGCGCUGCGCCGGUGCCAGAGACGCCGCCGAAGGAUCUAGAAAACAAUAACAGGUUGUUCUAUGGAUACAUCGAGUCGUUCGACGAGUUCGCCACCGUGUUCCCGACGUCCGGGACCACCACCGUCACGACACAGCCGUCUUCUUCGCACUCCAACGACGAGCAGCAGGAGGUGAUCUCCGGCUGAGUGGUGACACCUUCUCUCUUCACCAAAACACCAAAAAGUUCAGUCAUGUGCCUACUUACGGUGGUUGGAACUUGUAAAGGAAAGCAAGUAGUCAUAGAUUUAGAGUCAAAGAGGUGUUUGAUCUUUUUCGAAGUGAACAUAGGAUAUCGUCAGCCAUUUGUAGGGAUGACAAAAACAAUAAAGUUUGAUGUAUCAAGUCCCAACUGCCGAGGCCGGCUAUACCAAUCAGGUUAAUUAUCAUUUUUGGCUGGUGCAUUUCCAGAA